Messenger RNA from Capsicum annuum, 1225 nucleotides. RefSeq lists its product as uncharacterized. Gene Ontology annotation, biological process: RNA processing. The record is from RefSeq and is a predicted model, not a curated record. Bases 85 to 1140 code for a protein of 351 amino acids. Lineage: Eukaryota; Viridiplantae; Streptophyta; Magnoliopsida; Solanales; Solanaceae. Gene Ontology annotation, molecular function: RNA binding; RNA methyltransferase activity. The transcript is spliced from 4 exons.
AUUUUAUUUUAGUCAUUUCACCUAAUUCAUGUACUCAUUAACCUAAAGGAACAUCCUUUUAGAUUAUGAAGAACAAUUUCAAGAAUGCAAAUUUCCAUUAACAUGAACACUCAUUGGGUAUCUCCUUCCAAUUUCCCACAAAUUAAAGCUUCAACUUUACAACCCAAAGCCAAAAAUCAACCAUUUAGCUCAAAAUCAAAUUCCCCAACUGAAUUUACUACUGUUUUCUCUGAAAAAAAUGAAUCUUUUUUACCCAUUAAUGUGAAAUCCAUAACUAGUACUUCAAAUCCUUUUGUCAAACACUGCCUUAAGCUUCGUCAGAACUCAUCUUAUAGACAUUCUCAUGGUUCUGUUCUUGUUGUUGGUUCCACUCCUAUUAGGGAAAUAUAUAGUUUUCAAGAAAGAGUUCAAGAGAGACCUAUUACAUUAGACUGCUUACUUUUGCUUGAUGAAGCUCAUAUACCUGAAGACCUAAAUCUUCAAUCAGUUCGCCUUGUCCGUAUCAGCUCAACGGUGAUGAAGAAACUCUCUGGUUUACAAUCGAUUGAUUCUAUUGAAAUGAUUGCGUUAAUGAAAAUUCCCUCAACGUUUCACAGUGUCGAUGAUGAGUUUCUAGAAGAAGACUGCAGUAGAUGGUUCCAGAAUGCUCAUCGAAUUCUAGUUCUUGAUGGAAUCCAGGACCCUGGUAAUCUUGGUACGUUACUUAGAUCAGCAAUGGCGUUUGGAUGGGGUGGCGCCUUAUUGCUUCCUGGCUGCUGUGAUCCAUUCAAUGAGAAGGCACUUAGAGCUAGUCGAGGAGCUUCCUUUCAACUCCCGUUAGUCUCUGGUGGUUGGCUCCACUUAGAUGCUCUAAGAAACCAUUACAACAUGAAAAUGCUGGCCGGCCAUCCUGCAAACGAUCAAAAGCCAAGGAGAAUUUCUAGGCUCACCCGCGACUUCACAGAUUUGUUAUCAGAUACACCUUUGUGUUUGGUUUUGGGCAGCGAAGGGGGCGGUCUUUCUGUGAAAGCUAAGGAUGCAAGUGAGCUUGUGAGUAUUCCGAUGGCAGGAGAAUUCGAGUCUCUCAAUGUUUCGGUUGCUGGUGGAAUAUUCUUGUACAUGUUACAACCUGAAGAUCAUAAAAAUUUUAAGCUCACCUGAAGCAACAAAGCAUUUUGAAGAAAGUGAAAAACACAAAUAUAGCUUUGUAAAUGACUGUUUUCCGAUUUACUUUACUGCGUGGAUG